UCCGUCGGCCCGAGCCCCGCGGGGAGCGGCGCGGCGGGGAUGAGGCGGAUGGCCUCGCACCCACCGUAGCGGCGCGGCCGCCUCCGCCAUGAAACGAAAGAGCUGGGCCGAGACCCGGCGCCGUGCAGCCCCGGCGCUGCCGGCUAUGAAGAGAACUCGGGGAGCGGCGUGGCGGGCGGUGGGGGGCGACGAGGAGAGGCGGCAGCCGCCCCCCGACGCGCCGGAGACCUGCCUGAGGAUCGCCGAUCGCCUUUAUUUUGCUAUUCUCUGCCAAAAACCAAAGAGUGGAGCUGCAGAUACCCAUUAUUUCUGCAUAGAUGAUGAAUUCGUAUAUGAGAAUUUCUAUGCAGACUUUGGACCACUCAAUCUGGCAAUGGUCUACAGAUAUUGCUGCAAGCUAAAUAAGAAAUUAAAGUCAUUUUCAUUGAUAAGGAAGAAAAUAAUUCAUUAUACUGGCUUUGAUCAGAAAAAGCAAGCAAAUGCUGCAUUCCUCAUAGGCUCCUACGCAGUAAUAAUUAUCUUGAAACAAUUUUUAAGAAGUAUCUUAGAGAAAUAUUUUCAUUUGCUUUCAGUUGGAUUAAAUGGUAAAUUUAUCCCAUUUUUGGUUAUCAUACAUUAUAGGGAUGCUUCCUUUGGUACUUGCAGUUUUCACCUGACAUUGCUAGACUGUUUCCAUGCAAUCAACAAGGCUUUGCAAUAUGGUUUCCUGGAUUUCAAUACUUUUGAUGUAAAUGAAUAUGAGCAUUAUGAAAGAGCAGAAAAUGGAGAUUUUAACUGGAUAAUACCAAACAAAUUCAUUGCCUUCAGUGGACCUCAUUCAAGAAGUAAAAUUGAGAAUGGCUAUCCCCUCCAUGCUCCUGAGGCUUAUUUCCCAUAUUUCGGGAAGCAUAAAGUCACCACUAUAAUACGCCUCAACAAAAAACUGUAUGAUGCCAAACGAUUUACAGAUGCUGGAUUUGAACAUUUCGACCUCUUCUUUGCUGAUGGAAGCACACCUAGUGAUACUAUAGUUAAAACAUUUCUGAAUAUUUGUGAAAAUGCUGAAGGUGCUAUAGCUGUUCAUUGCAAAGCUGGUCUUGGACGAACUGGUACACUUAUUGCUUGUUAUAUUAUGAAGCAUUAUCGGAUGACAGCUGCUGAAACUAUUGCCUGGAUUAGAAUAAAUAGACCAGGUUCAGUGAUUGGACCACAACAGCACUUUCUGAGGGACAAACAGGCAGAACUUUGGACAGAAGGAGAUAUUUUCCGUGCGAAGUUGAAAGGAAACCAUAAAAUUGCUGUAACAAGAAUUCUGUCAGGAGUAGAUGAUAUUUCAAUUAAUGACACAAGAGGAAGAAGAACCAUCCAAAGGGACAGUGAACUGUACAGUGAUGAAGAUGAAACAAACUGUGUAACACAAGGUGAUAAGCUUCGUGCUCUGAAAAGUAGAAGGCAGGCAAAAGCUCCAGCUGCAUCUCCACUAGCAGUAAUUCUGCAGUCCAGUGUUCAGAAAAAUAAAACCUCUGAACCUAGCAUUUCUGACAGUACAGACAUUACUAAAAGAACUACCAGGUCUGCUGCAAGAAAAAAACAUUUAAAAAAGCAGGUCAUUAUGAAAGAAGAGCCUGGGAGCAUAACUUAAAACAGUUUCCAAGCAGUUUCCAGUGGUUACGGCUGAACAGAAUUUGUCUUGUGUUUAUAUUGAACAACUUUUGAAUGGGACUGUCACGUGCUGAAGAGACUUGUUGGGAAGAGUAAAAGCAGCCAGUCCGUCCCAUGGACUAGAACAGUACUGCACCAAAUUUCAAACAAGCAAUCAGUGUUGAAGUGGAUAUUCAGGAAUCAUGGGGAUAUAACUCGAUGGGACUUGAUGCAAUUCAAGGAAGAAUACUCUGGCUCCAUUUUUCAGCAAAAGUGAAACAGAAGAAUCUCUUCCAUACUUGUAGAAUAAAAUGAACUAUCAAUAAGACAGUUGGUAGACAUGCUUCUAAUGUUCUAACACUUCCUCAAACUAAACCAACAAAAUCUGUGUACAUUUAGACUCAGGUGUAAAUACUUAAGCUCUCUAUAAGAGAGAGCUUGCAAGUAUGUAAGAUGCAUGUGUAUAAUUGUGAUGGCAAUCACUUAGCUGCUGACCACCAGAAAUUAAAAGAUGGUGGGGAGCUUUUAAAUAUAUAAAUCUGUGUUGUCCAUUCAGACUGGGCUCAAGUCUUGACUUGAGACUGCAUAUUAACCAUGAAAGCUUUCUUCUUAUAGUAUUGGUACUGUGUUAAUUGGCUCUUCUUUCUUAUUUUGUAUGAAGUUUUUUAUGAAGCCACAGUAUUGAGUACACAAAGUAACUAUUGUCCACCAAAGAGUGCUUUAUUUUCAAAGGUUGUGUGGUUUGUUUAUUUUGAAAAUACUAACUCUAAGCAAUUAACUUGUUUUUAAUAGACUUUUAGUUGUUUACCACCUGUGUCUUUUUUAAAUAGUUGCAAUUGCUUUAAAUCUAGUAUGAUUUUAAGGGGGAAGGAAAACAUCUUACCACUUAAAGCAGUGCUAGCAUAUUAAAAUUUCAUUACUGUUUCUUCCCCUAUCCUCAAGUCUUUUAGGUGAAACUUCAGGUUACCCUAUCUAAAAGCUAGGGAUUUUUCCUAGGUUUUAUUUCUACACUUGAUAACACAUGGUUGUUACAGUUUUUUUUAUUUGAGACACUUAAUGAGUGCAGCACACAAAAAAGGGAAAAUAAGUUUGCUGUACAACCAAGAUUAGUAGUGGAACUUGGGCAGAUUCAGUUUUUAUCAUGUACUUAACACUAUAAAAACUACAGCUUACCUCUGUUAAAAACGCAGUGCAAUUAUCAGAAGAGCCUGUCUGAGACUGGAUUUUUUUUUUCCACUACAAGACAGUCUUCAGACAUUGGCCUCAUUUUUUCAGUAUCACUUUUCACAUUAUGAAGUCUCAGUGCUGGCUUUAGAAGUGUACCCUUGUCUGCCAACUGAAGUUUAUAGCUGCAUAUCCCUCAGAUGAGGACUGUUACCACAUGGCCUUAAAUAUUAUAGAGUGAUAUGUUAUGUAUGUUAUUGUAGAUCUAUUAUUUAGUGACACUUACAGUAGAAAGUAGAAGAAAUUGAGAGAUCUGAAAUGUUAGCAAAUGUUAAAGGUACAGAUUACUUCUGCAAGGGAGACAGUUUUGCUUUUAUGAAUGUAAGUGGGCAGGUUGAGAGUCAAGUUUCAGUCUACAUUUCUGUCUAUAUCUUUUACAUUAAAAUUAUGCUUUCUGUUAGGUUGUUGAGUUUUUUAAUGCCAAUCUUAAUAACCAGAUAUUUGGUGUCAAGAGCAUGAUGAGAUGGGAAGGGAAGCAGAAUGAAAAGUGCAAGUGACUUUCCAGGUUGCAUCUUCAAGUUUGUAUUGUCAAAAUUUGAAGUAUGAAUAGCAGAUAAACAGAGGCUUGUAUGGUGCAGAAUAAAGAACCAUCAGGGCUCAUCCCCAAAAUGUUUUUGUUUUCUGCUUCACCCUCACCACUCUUCUCAUCUAGGUGUAAAACACUGAAAAAGGAGGGACAGAAUGCAUUCUGACACAGUGAUGAAAAUUUCUUGGUUUUCUUUUUUUUUUUUAAAGUAAGCCACUUGCCCAAAAGUUGAAGUACAGGUAACCACAAUACAUUGUGCAAAUACGAAUCUGUGUUUAUUUUUGAUGAAAAUCUUGGAAGGCAGAAGGGUUGCAACUAGUGUGGUGAGAGUCAAAACAAGAUUUGGAAUUGUUUGCUGUGUAUGGCUUUGCCCUUCUUUUGGCUGAGCUUCAUCUUUUAGCUUCUUUGGUUUUAAUCUAAAAAUGAUGUGUCUGUUUCCCACUCCUUCCAAAUUCCAAAUUGGAAUUUGAAUUUUUUAAAGUAACCAGCAGAGCCAUUAGCAAUUUCAGGUUCAUCAGAAGUAAAUUUGAGUAAAACUAAGUGCACAAACACACACAAUAGCAACUCUAGCUAAAAUAAAACGGCAUGUUUAACAUUAAUUUGUUUCAGGAUACCACUUCCACCACCCAGUAUCCAAGUAUGGAACACAUAGAUGUCAAAAUGAUUUUAUAUUUGAACAUUCUAAAUAGCCUUUAUAUGGAAAAUUAACUCAUUACCUCAUUGUGUCCCACCUAAUUGUAUUGUUUAGUUUGUCCCUCUGAAUUUUUAGUAUUUUGUCUAGCACUUUUAUUAUACCAUACCAAAGUUGUCUUAAUGACAAGAAUGAAGAGUGGUUAUGGGUGACGAAGUCCUUGGUUUAUAAAUGUCUUUUGCAUUGUGAAGUAUUAUGUGCCAAAAUAGAAUGUGUGAUGGCAGCUGCAUCAUCAUCGAACCACAGAGCAGCUGAAGAAAUCUUUCUGCUGUCAUCAAUUGGAGUUUUUCCUUACAAAUUCCUUACCCUCUUCCAAAUUUAUGACACAUGGAUUCUCCCUUGAUCUCAUAUUCAAAAGUAUGCAGCAUACUCAAAUCCUGCAAUAUUUUUGGUUCAGUAUCUAGCUGCCAUUACAGUAUUAAUGACCAACUCCAAUGUUAACCCCGACCAUGUCUUUUUGCCCCAGUAUGACAACAGAGGAAGUGCUGCUGAUUUAAAACAAAACAAAACAAAAAUUGUAGAGACUCAUGCAUUAAAAUGGAAAAAAAA
Calypte anna (Anna's hummingbird) is the source of this 4610-nucleotide messenger RNA. RefSeq names its product cell division cycle 14B (gene CDC14B). The coding region runs from base 89 to 1621 and encodes 510 amino acids. The transcript is spliced from 14 exons. Gene Ontology annotation, cellular component: mitotic spindle; spindle pole; nucleolus. Lineage: Eukaryota; Metazoa; Chordata; Aves; Apodiformes; Trochilidae. Gene Ontology annotation, molecular function: protein tyrosine/serine/threonine phosphatase activity; protein serine/threonine phosphatase activity. Gene Ontology annotation, biological process: cilium assembly; positive regulation of cytokinesis; regulation of exit from mitosis. The record is from RefSeq and is a predicted model, not a curated record.